GAAAACACACAAUGCAACUUUUUCAAGCUCAAGCACAACAUCUCUUUCUUGCAACACACACUGACCACUGUUAGCUUCAGCCAUGUAAAGCAGGAACUUCACCCUCACAGGCUGAUACUUUGUCGCUUCACUUCCUCUUCUAUCGCGUUUAUCGGUUGAGACGUUGUAAACCCUGACACACACAGUGUGAGUUUUGGUUUUCCAGCAUAUUUCACAGAAAUGGACAACAGCCCUCAAGGAGGUAAAGCCUACGGUCUUCUGAAGUCUCAACAGGAGGAAAAACUCAACUCCAUCAAUGAGGCUUUUCUCUCAGACCAGAAGUAUGCAGAAGAGGAAGAUCUGGCUUCAAAACUUGAUUUGUUUAAAAACAAAUACAUGGAGUUUGAUCUCAACGACAAAGGAGAAAUAGAUAUGAUGGGGUUGAAACGUAUGCUGGAAAAACUUGGACUGACCAAGACACACCUAGAGCUGAAAAAGAUGAUGUCAGAAGUAGCUGGAGGUCCAUCAAAAGACACAAUCAGCUACAACGACUUCCUGAAUAUGAUGCUGGGGAAAAGAAAUGCAAUCCUAAAGCUGAUCUUGAUGUUUGAGGGGAUGGGGAAGGAGCAGGAGCAGAGAAGCACCGGUCCUCCUUCUCGCAAAACCUUUUCAGACCUCCCCUGAAGUCUCCGUCCCAGAUGAAAGACACGCUUGUGUUGUUCACAAGAUUUAAAAAUAACCCAUUUGUCGUCAGAACCGUGUGUUGUAAACUUUAUUAGGUAAACUUUAUUAGGUAAAAAGUGUGUCCCUUAGGUGCCAAAGCUGCAAAAAUACAAUCUUAAAAAGUCAAAGGUGAGAGCUAAAUGGAGGAAGUUUCAGACCCCAGCCCUACAUUCUCUGUUGUUAUUCACAUAUAUUAGAACUGAUUAAAAAGGAGAAAGUGGAAUGAAA
This is a messenger RNA of Nothobranchius furzeri (turquoise killifish), 930 nucleotides long. Its product is annotated as allograft inflammatory factor 1-like. Gene Ontology annotation, cellular component: actin filament; ruffle membrane. NCBI's taxonomy places the organism in Eukaryota, Metazoa, Chordata, Actinopteri, Cyprinodontiformes, Nothobranchiidae. The record is from RefSeq and is a predicted model, not a curated record. Gene Ontology annotation, biological process: ruffle assembly; actin filament bundle assembly. Gene Ontology annotation, molecular function: calcium ion binding; actin filament binding.